UGUUAUCGCCAAAAACAAUACAAGCCAGAACACAAGAGCCUUAGCUUCGAUAAGGUAUCAGACAAAGUCAAAUCAAUAGUGAAGCUUAAAUUGGAAUUAAAUGAAAGAAUCGCCAAAGCUGUAUUAAAUUCACGUCCACUUCCUAAAUUGUCUGGAGAAGUUAUUAAUGUAAAGGAAAUGGAAAAUGUUCCAGAAGUUUAUUCCAAUUUCUUGAGUAAUGAACCUAGUACAACUUUGAUUCGCUCUCAUAUGAUAACAGGAAAAAUGAAAGGUUUAAAAAAGAAUAUUGAGACUUUAUCUAGAAGUGGAAUGCAAUUACCUACUAUUAUUUGGAUCUCUUAUCGAAAAACUCUUAGUAACGAAUCACAAGGAAAAAUCAAUGAACUCAAAUCAUCAGAGCUUAAAAUCUGUAACUACCAAGAUGAACAGAAUUUAUCUGUAGAUAAAUGGGAUGUUAUUAUAGUUCAAGUAGAGAGCCUUUCUCGUAUCGAAUUCUCAUCUCGUCUUAUUAUAGCAGUUUUAGAUGAA
Molecule: messenger RNA, 528 nt
Organism: Diversispora eburnea
Lineage: Eukaryota; Fungi; Glomeromycota; Glomeromycetes; Diversisporales; Diversisporaceae
Source: the annotation of a GenBank genome assembly